Messenger RNA from Ostreococcus tauri, 402 nucleotides. Its product is annotated as unnamed product. The record is from RefSeq and is a predicted model, not a curated record. The coding region runs from base 1 to 402 and encodes 133 amino acids. The transcript has a single exon. NCBI's taxonomy places the organism in Eukaryota, Viridiplantae, Chlorophyta, Mamiellophyceae, Mamiellales, Bathycoccaceae.
AUGUCUCGACGAUUGCCCGCACACGUCCACGCCCGCGCUCGAACGGCCGCGAUGCGCGCGACGGCGCGCGUGCGGAUCAACGCGCGGGCGUCCCGGGCGCGCGCGACGGGUACGCGGGCGUCGAGGGAGGUCCAACGACGGGAUUUUAUGAUCGUCAUGACGUCGAGACUCACGCUCGGUGCGAUGACGCUCGACGCGUGCGCGGCGCGCGCGGCGCGGGCGUACGGCACCGGGGGGUGGCGUGACUGCGAUCCGGUGUGCGAUUCGUUGAAGGAUGGUCGAGCGCGGCAGUUGGCGCUGAUGCGGGAGAUGUCGGGGGAGACGGCGGAGGCGCCGCCGCGCGCGAAGAAAAUCCUCACCAAGGCCGAGCGCGAGGCCGCGCGGAGGGAUGGGAAGACGUGA